AGAGGAGAGAAGAGAAGAGAAGAGAAGAGAAAAGAAGAGAAGGGGCCAGAAUGACACCGUUCGUGUAUUACUCAUUGUUUUGUCGAAAGUGGUAGUAGUAGAGCGCAAUAGUGUUAACCACGUAUUUAUUAAACGACGAAGAAGUAGUGGUGGCCGUUCUAGAACGUCAGAUGCUAGCGACGAAGGAAGUGGCUUUCAUUAGUAGUGGUGGAGGUGGUGGUAGUGAACGCGCGGCACACUUCGCGCUUCUCUUUGUAAAUUCUCACAGUAUCACGCACCACGGGUUACUCUCGCAGGUGAAAGAAACUGUUCGGUUCCGCGUAUCAUCCGCGGCCAAUUAUUCUUCCUUUUUCUUUCUUUUUUUUUUUUUUUUUUUUUUUUUUUUUCCCUAUGAUUUUGCUCUGUGCAACCGUGUUCGUUGGAAAAUAGAACGUCCAAUAUGUUCAACCGCGAAAGACGGCCUCGGCCUUGCUACUGUUACCAGUGUACUAUGCCAUUGAGAGGAUCCGUCUGAACGAACGAAGAAUCAGAUUUCUCUUCGCGACCUUUUCCAUUGCUCCACGUGCUUCGCAUCCUUUGGAUAUUUUCGCAACGUUUCUUCGCUUUACAUGUUUACAUUUCAUCGGCUUAAUUCAAUUCCUCCACUGUUUUCUCGCAUAAUUCGUAAAUCAGAAUGUAUAGACCGAUUUUCUUCGUUUCCAUUCUUGGAGUGUUUCAUGAAAUUGCCGCUGCCUCGCAAUACAUUAACAAAGACCUCACGAAUCACUACAAUGCUCGUUUUCAUGCUUACGAGGAACCGUAUAAUAUCGACUACACAUAUCAUAAUUACGAGCGAAUGAGCCGUUUUCUACGAACAACCUCUCUUCGAUUUCAAAAUCUCACUGCCUUAUAUUCUAUAGGAAAAUCAGUGAAAGGUCGUGAUUUGUGGGUAAUGGUUGUUUCUUCCUCGCCUUACGAACAUAUGAUCGGUAAGCCAGAUGUAAAAUAUGUUGCCAAUAUACAUGGAAACGAAGCCGUAGGUCGGGAAUUAAUGUUACAUUUGAUUCACUUUCUUGUUACGAACUAUGGAUCAGAUCCAUACAUUACGUGGCUCUUAGACAAUACUAGAAUUCAUAUUCUUCCAUCAAUGAAUCCUGAUGGUUUUGAAGUUUCAAAAGAAGGAUAUUGCGAAGGUGGUCAGGGCAGAUACAAUGCUCGUGGUUUCGAUCUAAAUCGAAAUUUCCCCGAUUACUUCAAACAAAACAACAAAAAAAGUCAACCAGAAACAGAAGCUGUAAAGGAAUGGGUUUCUAAAAUUCAAUUCGUUUUAUCAGGAAGCUUACAUGGAGGUGCAUUGGUUGCUAGUUAUCCAUUUGAUAACACACCUAAUUCGCGAAUAUGCCGGUCAGCGCCAUUAUGUGCAGUGUUUCAGAGUUAUACUUCAACACCGAGUAUUUCACCGGAUGACGACGUAUUUCAACAUUUAUCGCUAGUAUAUUCUCGAAAUCAUGGAUCUAUGUAUCAAGGAUUGCCUUGUUCACCGUCUCAACCGGGAUUCAAAAAUGGUAUUACUAAUGGAGCCCAAUGGUAUCCGCUUACCGGUGGCAUGCAAGACUUCAAUUACGUAUGGAAUGGAUGUAUGGAAAUUACAUUGGAACUUUCAUGUUGUAAAUAUCCACCCGCUUCUGAUUUGCAAUUUUAUUGGGAAGAAAAUCGCGUGGCUUUAAUUAAGUUUUUAGCAGAAGCUCAUAGAGGAAUCCAUGGGUUCGUUAUCGAUGAAAAUGGAAAUCCCAUCGAAAGAGCAUCCAUUAAAGUAAAAUCGCGAGACGUUAGCUUCCUUACUACAAAAUAUGGUGAAUUUUGGAGAAUUUUACUGCCCGGAGUGUACAAAUUAGAGAUAUAUGCGAAUGGAUAUCUUCCUCGUGAUGUAGAAUUUAGAAUAGUAGAACAACAUCCAACAUCUUUCAAUGUAACAUUAUACAGAGCAAGCAGACAUCCAGGAGAAGAUGAAACUGGUUCCAAUUUUUAUAAUGAAAAUAGAGACCAUAAUCGAGAUCACAUAAUACAUUUUCGACCACAUCCUGGAACUAAUACUGCAGCCGAAACAAACAGCGGGAUUUUCUCAUCUCUUAGUAAUGGAUUCAAUUCCUUCGUCAAUAAUUGGUUUGGGUGAUUAAUGAUAAUUUAGCGAAUAGC
Messenger RNA from Apis mellifera (honey bee), 2175 nucleotides. Its product is annotated as carboxypeptidase M. The transcript is spliced from 10 exons. Gene Ontology annotation, cellular component: cell surface. Bases 674 to 2152 code for a protein of 492 amino acids. The record is from RefSeq and is a predicted model, not a curated record. Gene Ontology annotation, molecular function: zinc ion binding; metallocarboxypeptidase activity. NCBI's taxonomy places the organism in Eukaryota, Metazoa, Arthropoda, Insecta, Hymenoptera, Apidae. Gene Ontology annotation, biological process: proteolysis.